Limanda limanda (common dab) is the source of this 2560-nucleotide messenger RNA. Its product is annotated as tripartite motif-containing protein 16-like. Gene Ontology annotation, molecular function: zinc ion binding; protein binding. The transcript has a single exon. Bases 53 to 1801 code for a protein of 582 amino acids. NCBI's taxonomy places the organism in Eukaryota, Metazoa, Chordata, Actinopteri, Pleuronectiformes, Pleuronectidae. The record is from RefSeq and is a predicted model, not a curated record.
GUUUGUGUUCAGAGGAAGUGAAACUGUUCUACAGUCACUGGCAGCAGCUGAAAUGGCGCAGCAAGAAAAUCAACUGGACAGAGAAAGAUUCUGCUGUUCGAUCUGUUUGGAUCUACUGAAGGAUCCGGUGACUACUGUCUGUGGACACAGCUACUGUAAGAGCUGUAUUAACACCCACUGGGACAAAGAGGAGGAGAGAGGAAGCUACAGCUGUCCUCAGUGUAGACAGACCUUCACACCGAGGCCUGUCCUGGAGAAAAGCACCAUGUUAGCUGAUUUAGUGGAGGAGCUGAAGAAGACUGGACUUCAAGCUGCUCCUGCUGAUCACUGUUAUGCUGGACCUGAAGAUGUGGCCUGUGAUGUCUGCACUGGGAGAAAACUGAAAGCUCUUAAGUCCUGUUUGAAUUGUUUGGCCUCUUACUGUGAAAAACAUCUCCAGCGUCAUCUUCAGUCAGCUGCAUUGAAGAAGCACAAGCUGGUGGAGCCCUCGGAGAAGCUCCAGGAGAACAUCUGCUCUCGUCACGACGAGGUGAUGAAGAUGUUCUGCCGCACUGAUCAGCAGUGUAUCUGUUAUCUCUGCUCUGUGGAUGAACAUAAAGGCCACGACACAGUGUCAGCUGCAGCAGAAAGGACUGAGAGGCAGAGAGAGCUCGGGCUGAGGAGACAAACAAUCCAGCAGAGAGUCCAGGACACAGAGAAAGACGUGAAGCUGCUUCAACAGGAGGAGGAGGCCGUCAAUGGCUCUGCUGAUAAAGCAGUGGAGGACAGUGAGGAGAUCUUCACUGAGCUGAUCCGUCUGCUGGAGAAAAGAAGCUCUGAUGUGAAACAGCAGAUCAGAUCCCAGCAGGAAACUGAAGUGAGUCGAGUCAGAGAGCUUCAGGAGAGACUGGAGCAGGAGAUCACUGAGCUGAAGAGGGAAGACCAUGAACUGAAGCAGCUCUCAGAAACAGAGGAUCAGCAUCAGUUUCUACACAACUACCCCUCACUGUCACCACUCAGUGGAUCUACACACUCAUCCAGCAUCAGGAUCCGUCCUCUAAGGUACUUUGAGGACGUGACAGCAGCUGUGUCACAGGUCGGAGGUCGACUACAGGACAUUCUGAGUGACACAGAGACAAACAUUUUACAGAUUUUGUCUCAAGUGGAUGUUUUACUGCCCCAACCAGAGCCAGAGACCAGAGCUGACUUCUUAAAAUAUUCACAGAAAAUCACACUGUAUCCAAACACAGUACACAGACGUCUGUUAUUAUCUGAGGGAAACAGAAAAGUAACAUAUAUGAGUGAAGAUCAGUCUUAUUCUAAUCACCCAGACAGAUUCACUGGUUGGCAUCAGGUCCUGAGUAGAGAGAGUCUGACUGGACGUUGUUACUGGGAGGUGGAGAUGAAGGUAGAGGUGCAGGUGAAUGUGUGGGUGGAUGAUUGGGGGGGGGAGGAGGAGGUGGAGGUGGAGUUGAGAGGAGGAGUUGAUGUAGCAGUCACAUACAAGAAUAUCAGCAGAGCAGGAGACUCAGGUGAAUGUAGAUUUGGAUUAAAUGAUAAAUCUUGGUCAUUAUAUUUUGAUGGAACCAGUUAUACCUUUCGUUACAACAGCAUCAUUACUCCAGUGUCAGGUCCUGUGUCCUCCAGAGUAGGAGUGUACCUGGAUCACAGAGCAGGUGUUCUGUCCUUCUACAGCGUCUCUGACACCAUGACUCUCCUUCACAGUGUCCAGACCACAUUCACUCAGCCUCUCUGUGCUGGAGUUGGUCUUUAUAAUUAUAGAGCCAAAGCUGAGUUGGUUAAACUCAUAUCGAGUCAUUAAAAGCAGUGAUUUCGAUUCUGUGUGUUAAUCUUUAACCUCUUUUUGUCUCCAUGUUUGUUGAUCAAAGUUUGUCGUGGUGACGUUUCUGCUCCGCACAGAGAUCAGCUCAAUCAAACACUGACCUUCCUUUAUCACAAAUAUUUAGUUCUCACUUUGUAAAGGCAGAAAUCUAUAAUUACACUGACAUGAAUGUGUGAAGAACUAAUGUUGCUGUUGUUUUCCGAAUCAAAGUAGAAAUCAGGUUGUGUGAUGUUUUAGAACCUGUGUUGAUCCUGAUCCUCAUCAAUGAGCUGAUUAUUUGUUCUUUUCUUUUCCAAAUGUGAGAUGGAGGUGAAACAAACUGAGUGUGUGUCCAUGAACUCACUGAACAAGAGUCACUGAACAGACUUUACUGAUGAAAUGAUCAAUGACCUCAGAGCGUCAACAUGUCCAACAGGUCUUCAGGACUUCACUCUGGUUGGAUUCACAGAGCAUCAGUGUUAUGGGAUGUUUGGUCACAUUGUAAAUGUGGAACCUGGUUUGUUUUUAUUCCGGCUCAUCUCUGUAAAGUGUGAAUCCACUCGUCCUCAUUUUAUUUACAUAUUUAGUGAACGGGCAUAUUGAUCUGCUGCUGCGUAGGUUUCUGUUCUUUUUGAUUUUCCUGAUCUGAACCAGCAGUUCCAUUGGAGAGUUUCCUGAUUGGAAAGAGGGAUUGUUCUGCAGCUCUCAUCACAUGGGUUUCUUAUACAUGUCUAUAAACAUUUAAAUCUCUUUUAUAUG